AUGAGCUCGGGCGCGGCGCCGUGCCGACAGCCGCAGCAGCAACAGCAGCAGCAGCAGCAGCGGAUGCAUCUGCCGGCGGCCGUGGACGCCGCGGGCGACGGCGCCGGCUCGGCCGUCAGCCGGUGCGUGAUGGCCGGCGAGGAGGCGCUCGCCAGCCUGCACGAGGCGCUGCAGGAGUACCACGGCGAGCUCGUGCAGACGGGCAGCCCCGCCGUGCUCUGCUCGGCGCUGCCCUCGCACUGGCGCUCCAACAAGUCGCUGCCCGUCGCCUUCAAGGUGGUCGCGCUCGACGACAUCGUCGACGGCACCCUGGUGACGGUGCGCGCCGGCAACGACGAGAACUUCUGCGGCGAGCUGCGCAACUGCACCGCCGUCAUGAAGAACCAGGUGGCCAAGUUCAACGACCUGCGCUUCGUCGGCCGCAGCGGCAGGGGGAAGAGCUUCUCGCUGACCAUCGUGAUCAGCUCGACGCCUUUCCAGAUAGCCACCUACAACAAGGCCAUCAAAGUGACGGUGGAUGGCCCCCGAGAACCGCGCACCAAGUCCAACUUCCACUACCUGCCGGGCCAGCACGCGUUCGGACCUUUCGGCAUGUUCCCGGGCGCGCAGUGGCUCGAUUCAGCCGCCUACCUCGGGUACCCCUGGCAGGAGUACUUCCGCCGGCCAGAACUGUGCAAGCUGCCUGCAGCCGCCGCCGCCUGCUCCAUGCUCAAAGGCCUACUGGAUGUACAACAAUGCGCUGAAAAGCUUGGUCCUGUUGGACAACGGCGUGGCAUCCGCACAACUGCGCACCACCGGGUGCACCUGACGUCGGACGGCUCGGAAGAAGAGCUCCUUGCCGUGCAGCGGCGCGGGGGCGGACGUCGCACGGUGUCCCGUCCCUUUGUUUGCGCAGGAGCAUUAAUAAUGCCACCGACCAGCCGGCCGCGCCCCGCACGAGGAGCUGCCAGUUCUCCGCUGGGCGCGGGCUCGCCGGCCGAGUUCUACCUGCCGCACGCGGCGCCCGCGUUCCCCGUGGUGCCGCCGCCCCCGCACGCCGGCCCCGGCGCGCCGCCCGCCUUCCUGCCGCCCCCGGUGUCGCUGCUGGGCUACCCGCCGCCGCUGCCGCCCCCGGCGGACCUGCUCGCCGUCACGGCGGGCGCAGCCUCCUGCUCGCCACCCCUGCUGCCAGUGGGCGCCGGCGUCGCGGCGACCGCCGUCCCCGCGGCGUCGACGGCCGACGACCUCAAGCUGACGACGUCGUCGUCGGCGAGCAGGGCUUCGGCGUCCCCAAGCGGUCGCAGCGACGACAGCGACUCCGACGACAGAGCGAGCGCCGGCACCGCCGCCGACGAGAAGCCGGUGCGGUCGGCGUUCCAGCAGGUGCGACCCGCCGCCGCCUCCGCCACCGCCUCCGCCGCCCCCGCCAAGGAUAAGGAGGGCGCCGCCACGACGGUGCUGGCCGCAGCCUGUUCCACGGGGGCCGUCCGGCCUUCGCAGACUUCCAAGCCCGUUUGGAGGCCGUAUUAG
Molecule: messenger RNA, 1509 nt
Organism: Schistocerca cancellata (South American locust)
Lineage: Eukaryota; Metazoa; Arthropoda; Insecta; Orthoptera; Acrididae
Product: segmentation protein Runt-like
Exons: 5
Coding region: 1-1509 (502 amino acids)
Biological process (GO): regulation of DNA-templated transcription
Cellular component (GO): nucleus
Molecular function (GO): RNA polymerase II cis-regulatory region sequence-specific DNA binding; DNA-binding transcription factor activity, RNA polymerase II-specific; ATP binding
Source: RefSeq, a predicted model, not a curated record